AUGAUAAAAAAUAAAAAAUAUUUUCAUUCGAAAAUAUUCAUGUGUUGGUUUAAUUUCAGGAUGAUUGGAGCAAUGCCAGCGGUGGCUGUACGCCAUGAACGCAGGAGACAAGAGAAAAGGUUGAAACGUCCGAGCCAGCUAUAUCUCGGCGGACAAUGGCUGCCUCCUCUCCAAGGUUCUCCGCCGACUCCCAGCCCUCAUGGACAAAAUAGCCAUCUUGAUCCUCUCCCAGAGCUCUAUCUCUGUGGCAAGAUAUCGGGGCUUCAUGCAGUGGUAAUUUGCUUACUAUUGGGCGCCAUAGUCUUGGUAGUUGGUCUAGUUCAACUGGCGCCCGGAGCAACGACCACAGACCACAGACUUAUACUGCUGAUUGCUGGCGCUACCAUACUCAUUUUAGGGAUAAUUCUCGCCGGCGUGAGGUGUUACGUUCUGCACUGCAUGCCUUUACCAACAGAUUCUCCAGUGGCGACGCCAUUACCGCCUCCCAGUACAGCAGAUCAAUCGUCAGUCGCGAAAGGGACUCUCGACUUGUUGGUAGGACACGAAAACCCCCCAGAGACCGAGCAAAUGAUCCACCACCAUCAACAUCACCGUCACCACGGAAACCACAAAGAAAAGCGUUCGUCCCAAAGCUCCGACGUCGAAAAAGCCUAA
This is a messenger RNA of Cotesia congregata, 654 nucleotides long. Lineage: Eukaryota; Metazoa; Arthropoda; Insecta; Hymenoptera; Braconidae. The record is from the annotation of a GenBank genome assembly.